AUGGAUGAAUAUUUAAAUGUUAUCCAGCUUACGGGAAUACAUGAUUCACCGGAUAAGUUAGAAAAUAUAAUUGGUGGAGGAAGAGAAGCAUAUUUGAUAAAUGGUAGUAGUUGGAGAAAUAUUUUAGGGAUUGUUGAUAUACUGGAGAAAAAGAUGAAAUUCCUGAUAAUCGAGAAUGGAUCAACGGGAAUUUGA
Messenger RNA from Loa loa (African eye worm), 195 nucleotides. RefSeq lists its product as hypothetical. The coding region runs from base 1 to 195 and encodes 64 amino acids. The transcript has a single exon. NCBI's taxonomy places the organism in Eukaryota, Metazoa, Nematoda, Chromadorea, Rhabditida, Onchocercidae. The record is from RefSeq and is a predicted model, not a curated record.